Molecule: messenger RNA, 948 nt
Organism: Rotaria sp. Silwood2
Lineage: Eukaryota; Metazoa; Rotifera; Eurotatoria; Philodinida; Philodinidae
Source: the annotation of a GenBank genome assembly
AUGGCGUCUAAUGAAGAAAAUUGGAUGUGUGAUAUAAUCAAUGAUUUUAUUCACUCAUCAAUUUGGUUAUCACCUAUUCAAACAUUUAUUGAUACAAAUUGUGCUGGUUUUGAUUAUGAUGAUGAUCAUCAAUUAUCAUUAUCUUCACUGAAUGAACAGAAAAAUAUAUAUAAACAAUAUCAAAACUUAGCUGAUUCAUUACUAAUUAGUCUUAGUGAAGAUCUUAAAUUAGAUAUAAAUGAAGUAAAAUGUCAUUAUCAAAAAAAUAAUUCAAUAGCAAUCGAUGAAUCUUAUGAACAAUUAUAUUCAAUAAAUGAUUUUUAUUUAUUUACAGAAAUGAUGAAAAGAAAAAAUUUAAUUCUUCAAUUACAAGCAUUGGUUAAUUUACAAUUAGAAUGUGGCAUAUUAAAACAAACAGAUACGAAUGAUGAUCGAGUUUUACAACUAUUAUUAAAAGCAACUUCAAUAUCAUCAUCAAAAACUAAAAAAUCAACAGAAAAUUCUACAACAGCUUCAUCGAAUAUAAUACGAAACGACAGAAUGGAAAUGAAUUCUGAUAAACAUCGACAGUUUCAAUCAAAAGAGGCCAAGUCAAAUAUUGAAACUAAAACAAUUGAUUCAGUUCCUGAAGAUAUUCUUCGUGAAAAAUUAAAAGAAUUAACAAUAAGUACAACAUCAUCCGUUGAUGAUCAAACGGCAUCCGUUAUGUCAUCAAGACAAAACUUUCUUAAACAACAACGUGAUUUAAUUAUUAGACAACAACGUAAUCAGCGUGUUCGAGAAUUAGAAAAAGAAAUUGUUCAUGUUCGACCACAAUCAGCUGUUAAUGUGGCACGAAAAGCAAUGGAAACGACAAAUAAACAAGAACAACAAAUAUCCAAUGAUGAAUUAGAAAAACGACGAGCUAUGGCAGCAAAACUUCGACGAGAAGUUGUCGAUAAACGAUGA